Messenger RNA from Drosophila eugracilis, 998 nucleotides. It is a transcript of the gene RpL24, whose product is annotated as 60S ribosomal protein L24. NCBI's taxonomy places the organism in Eukaryota, Metazoa, Arthropoda, Insecta, Diptera, Drosophilidae. Gene Ontology annotation, biological process: cytoplasmic translation. Gene Ontology annotation, cellular component: cytosolic large ribosomal subunit. Gene Ontology annotation, molecular function: mRNA binding; structural constituent of ribosome. The transcript is spliced from 3 exons. Bases 81 to 548 code for a protein of 155 amino acids. The record is from RefSeq and is a predicted model, not a curated record.
CAGCGGCAGCCACACUAAUUUGGCUUGCCUCUCGUUUCCACUUCCGUUUUCUUUUCUUUUCGUGUUUCUACGCCAGCAAGAUGAAAAUUGGCUUGUGCGCAUUCAGCGGGUACAAAAUCUACCCCGGUCAUGGCAAGACCAUGGUUAAGGUCGAUGGCAAGUCCUUCACCUUCCUGGACAAGAAGUGCGAGCGCUCUUACCUGAUGAAGCGCAAUCCGCGCAAAGUUACGUGGACGGUGCUGUACCGUCGCAAGCACCGCAAGGGAAUCGAGGAGGAGGCUUCCAAGAAGCGCACCCGCCGCACCCAGAAGUUCCAGCGCGCCAUCGUCGGUGCCUCGCUGGCCGAGAUCCUGGCCAAGCGCAACAUGAAGCCGGAGGUGCGCAAGGCGCAGCGCGACCAGGCCAUCAAGGUGGCCAAGGAGCAGAAGCGUGCCGUCAAGGCCGCCAAGAAGGCUGCUGCCCCCGCUCCUGCCAAGAAGUCUGCACCCAAGCAGAAGGCCGCCAAGGUCACACAAAAGGCUGCCCCACGCGUCGGAGGCAAGCGGUAAACACCUGUCGCCCGGUAGUGAUGUGCUAAAGUUAAUCCAGGAUUUAAGGAACCACAAGUGAAAUGAAAAUUAAACCAACACUGCGAAUGCAAAUUCGUGGUGACCAAAAAAAUCUUUCGCGUGUUUUUGUUCUUUAAAGUGAAACCUCCACAGAAAAAAUGUGUAUGCGCUAUGAUUCAUUAGCUUGGAUGAAACAUCAGCAUAUUUACAUCUAUUUGUUUAUCUAAACCGAAUUAUAUUUGUAAGCCAUGGGAUCUACGACCGGGCAUUUAUUUAAUCUCGCUAUCUUGAACAAUGUAUUUUCAUCCACAUUUAGAUUUCUUUUGUGCUAGGAAUGGAUUCCGAACUUAAAUGGAUGAUUAUUAUAAAUACUAGAAUGUGUACUUCAAAUAUUUUUAUUUUUAUAAAAAUAUUGUUCUUAAAGUAAAAAGAAGGAUACAAGUCAAGUAA